Prionailurus viverrinus (fishing cat) is the source of this 2913-nucleotide messenger RNA. It is a transcript of the gene PDE11A, whose product is annotated as phosphodiesterase 11A. Gene Ontology annotation, biological process: signal transduction. NCBI's taxonomy places the organism in Eukaryota, Metazoa, Chordata, Mammalia, Carnivora, Felidae. The record is from RefSeq and is a predicted model, not a curated record. The transcript has 21 exons. Gene Ontology annotation, molecular function: protein binding; 3',5'-cyclic-nucleotide phosphodiesterase activity. The coding region runs from base 1 to 2913 and encodes 970 amino acids.
AUGACGGCCUCACACCUGGACUUUGGGGAAGUGGAAACUUUCCUGGACAGACACCCAGAGUUAUUUGAAGAUUACCUGAUGCGGAAGGGGAAGCAGGAGAUGGUGGAGAAGUGGCUGCAGAGACACAGUGAGAGUCAGGGGGCUGUAGGCCCGAGGCCCGCAGUGGCCAGCACCAACAGCUUGGCUCACAGCGGUGGCAGACGCAGCGGCAGUGUUGGUGGUGGCCCUGGACCAAAUAGCUCUGCCAACAGCCAGCCCACUCUGGGCGGUGGGGACUGUGGUGGGGUUCCCCUGAGUCCCAGCUGGGCCAGUGGCAGCGGGGGCGACGGGAGCCUGCAACGGAGAGCUUCUCAGAAAGAGCUAAGGAAGAGUUUUGCUCGCUCCAAGGCCAUCCACGUGAACAGGACCUACGAUGAACAGGUGACCUCCCGGGCCCAGGAGCCCCUGAGCAGUGUGCGGCGGAGGGCACUUCUCCGGAAGGCCAGCUCCCUGCCCCCCACCACAGCCCACAUUCUCAGUGCCCUGCUGGAAUCCAGGGUGAAUCUGCCUCAGUACCCCCCUACGGCCAUGGACUACAAGUGCCACCUCAAAAAGCAUAAUGAGCGUCAGUUCUUCCUGGAACUGGUCAAGGAUAUCUCCAAUGACCUUGACCUUACCAGCCUGAGCUACAAGAUUCUCAUCUUUGUCUGCCUCAUGGUGGACGCUGACCGCUGCUCUCUCUUCCUGGUGGAAGGGGCAGCUGCUGGCAAGAAGAGCUUGGUCUCCAAAUUCUUUGAUGUGCAUGCAGGAACCCCACUGCUGCCCUGCAGCAGCACAGAGAACUCAAACGAAGUGCAGGUCCCCUGGGGCAAAGGCAUUAUUGGCUAUGUCGGGGAGCAUGGAGAAACGGUCAACAUUCCUGAUGCCUACCAGGAUCGAAGAUUCAAUGAUGAAAUUGAUAAACUAACUGGAUACAAGACAAAAUCACUCUUGUGCAUGCCUAUCCGAAGCAGUGAUGGUGAGAUUAUUGGUGUGGCCCAGGCGAUAAAUAAGAUUCCUGAAGGUGCUCCAUUUACAGAAGAUGAUGAAAAAGUUAUGCAGAUGUAUCUUCCAUUUUGUGGAAUUGCCAUAUCUAAUGCUCAGCUAUUUGCUGCCUCAAGGAAAGAGUAUGAAAGAAGCAGGGCUUUGCUAGAGGUUGUUAAUGACCUAUUUGAAGAACAGACUGACCUGGAGAAAAUUGUCAAGAAAAUAAUGCAUCGGGCCCAAACUCUGUUGAAAUGUGAACGCUGUUCUGUUUUACUCCUGGAGGACAUUGAAUCACCAGUGGUGAAGUUUACCAAAUCCUUUGAACUGAUGUCCCCAAAGUGCAGCGCUGAUGCUGAGAACAGUUUCAAAGAGAGCAUGGAGAAAUCCUCAUAUUCCGACUGGCUUAUAAAUAAUAGUGUUGCCGAGCUAGUGGCUUCCACAGGCCUCCCGGUGAACAUCAGCGAUGCCUACCAGGAUCCUCGCUUUGAUGCCGAGGCUGACCAGAUAUCUGGUUUUCACAUAAGAUCUGUUCUCUGUGUCCCUAUUUGGAAUAGCAACCACCAAAUAAUUGGAGUGGCUCAGGUGUUAAAUAGACUUGAUGGGAAAGCUUUUGAUGACGCAGAUCAACGACUUUUUGAGGCUUUUGUCAUCUUCUGUGGCCUUGGCAUCAACAACACAAUUAUGUACGAUCAAGUGAAGAAGUCCUGGGCCAAACAGUCUGUGGCUCUUGAUGUGCUGUCAUACCAUGCAACAUGUUCAAAAGCUGAAGUUGACAAGUUUAAGGCAGCCAACAUCCCUCUGGUGUCAGAACUUGCCAUCGAUGACAUACAUUUUGAUGACUUUUCUCUUGAUGUUGACGCCAUGAUCACAGCUGCCCUGCGGAUGUUCAUGGAGCUGGGGAUGGUACAGAAAUUUAAAAUUGACUAUGAGACACUGUGUAGGUGGCUCUUGACAGUGAGGAAAAAUUAUCGAAUGGUUCUGUACCACAACUGGAGACACGCCUUCAAUGUGUGCCAGCUGAUGUUUGCAAUGUUAACAACCGCAGGGUUUCAAGAGAUUCUGACCGAGGUGGAAAUUUUAGCAGUGAUUGUGGGAUGCCUGUGUCAUGACCUCGACCACAGGGGAACCAACAAUGCCUUCCAAGCUAAGAGCGGCUCUGCCCUGGCCCAACUGUAUGGAACUUCUGCUACCCUGGAGCAUCACCAUUUUAACCAUGCUGUGAUGAUCCUUCAAAGUGAGGGUCACAACAUCUUUGCUAAUUUGUCCUCCAAGGAAUAUAGUGACCUUAUGCAGCUUUUGAAGCAGUCAAUAUUAGCAACAGACCUCACGCUGUACUUUGAGAGGAGAACUGAAUUCUUUGAACUUGUCAGUAAAGGAGAAUAUGAUUGGAACAUCAAAAACCAUCGUGAUAUAUUUCGAUCAAUGUUAAUGACAGCCUGUGACCUUGGAGCCGUGACCAAACCAUGGGAGAUCUCGAGACAGGCAAAAUAUACUCAUCCUGUCCCCAAGGGAGAUGACCCAAAUGUCCCAAGAGUCAUGGUAUCAAGCUCAAGUCCAGGAUCUCUGGGUGAUCUAUGCCAGUCUCCACAUCAGGUGGCUGAACUUGUAACCAGUGAGUUCUUUGAACAAGGAGAUCGGGAGAGAUCAGAACUCAAACUCACUCCUUCAGCUAUCUUUGACCGGAACCGGAAAGAUGAACUGCCUCGGUUACAAUUGGAGUGGAUUGAUAGCAUCUGUAUGCCUUUGUAUCAGGCAUUGGUGAAGGUCAACGUGAAACUGAAGCCCAUGCUGGACUCGGUGGCAGCGAACAGAAGUAAGUGGGAAGAGCUGCACCAGAAAAGGCUGCUGGUGCCGGCCACCUCACCCUCGUCUGCCAGCCUCAUGGCUGCUGGGGAAGACAGAAACUAA